AUCGUUACAUCGCCAUCUAGCGAUUCAGUUGAAGAGGAAAUACGCUUUAUUAUAAGAGGAGAUUAAACAUUCUGUCCACAAAAAAAGCAUUUCCACAUAUCACCAGGACUCUCUCUCUCUCACCCGAAACACUGCACUUUAAUACGAGGUCGAAUUGUUGGGGUUGUCAUACAGCCUCCGAACAGACGAGGCGGUGUAGUAUUUGCUGCGUCAGAAAUUCAGAAAGAGACAGAAAAAUGGCGGACCGGUUGACACAACUUCAAGAUGCUGUGAAUUCGCUUGCAGAUCAGUUCUGUAACGCAAUCGGAGUUCUGCAGCAGUGCGCCCCACCAGCCUCCUUCAGCAGUAACCAGACCUCUGGCAACAAUGACCAACCGCCGAACCAAACCGAAGAAUAUGCUCAGCUGUUUGCAGCGUUAAUCGCCCGAACAGCGAAAGAUGUGGAUGUACUGAUCGACUCCUUACCGAGUGAGGAAUCGACUGCGGCUCUGCAGGCUGCUAGUUUGCGGCAGCUAGAGGAAGAGAAUCAUGAGGCUGCUGCCCGUUUGGAGGAGGUUGUGUUUCGUGGAGACAUUCUGCUUGAGAAGAUACAGAGUGCCCUGGCAGACAUCGCUCAGUCUCAACUACGCACACGCAACGGAGCCCCUAGCCAACCUUCCCCUGCAGAGUCCUGACGUGCAACUCUUAAAAUGAGGUCAAUUGAAAUUGGACAACAUUCAGCAUCACCUUCUGAGGAAUUGGUCUUGUAUGGAAGAAGAUAAGUCUUUAUGACCUAUACAGACCUGAAAUUCAUUGAGGAAAUUGUAUCACUUUUUGUUCCUUUCUUCCACAUCAGUUAUGUACAUAUAUGUGAAUUGCCGUGCCAUGCUUUGUUUGUAAA
This is a messenger RNA of Synchiropus splendidus (mandarinfish), 880 nucleotides long. It is a transcript of the gene med21, whose product is annotated as mediator complex subunit 21. Gene Ontology annotation, molecular function: transcription coregulator activity. Gene Ontology annotation, biological process: regulation of transcription by RNA polymerase II. Bases 237 to 674 code for a protein of 145 amino acids. NCBI's taxonomy places the organism in Eukaryota, Metazoa, Chordata, Actinopteri, Syngnathiformes, Callionymidae. The transcript has 4 exons. Gene Ontology annotation, cellular component: mediator complex. The record is from RefSeq and is a predicted model, not a curated record.